AAGCGGUAAAAGAAAAAACAAAUACUCGCGAUUAUUCUAGUUAUUAACAAGACUUCGUUAAAAUUAGUUGAAACAAUAACUGAUUUGGUGUAAGGUCCCAGUUACGCAGAAGUCAUGUACCGCUACAAGUCAAGAGUGUCCGCAUCAUGACAAAGAUUGAUCGAAAACUUAUUAAAAUAGUUAUGGAUGGAAGAUUUCUUCCUCUCAUGAUACUGUUCAUGACGAAUGUGAAAUAUUCGGCAGCCGAUGAUGUGAUUCUUAAUCCUUAUUUCCAUUUUCCUGGAGCAUCGGACGUUUUCAUGGGAAUGAUUACAACAAUCGCUGUACCUAUAGAAGCAGGAACACCCGGAGAAGUACUAUUUUCUCUGAUAUUUGAAGCAAAUUAUGAACUUCCCAGUAACGAGACUGAAUUCAGAUAUCCAACAAUCGUUGGAGCAGGAUCGUCAUCUGCCCGAACAUUCAUUUAUGGAAUUGUGAAAAGAAAAAUAGAAGAGUAUGGAUACAAUGGAAAAGAAUGUCUACUGAGAACAAUUUGUGAAGCAGCUGAAUAUUCUACCGAAGGCACUGGAGUGCUAGGAGAUAUUUUACAUAUAUUAUUGACACCGUCGACUUCUAGAAAGGAAGAUAAUUUGAGAGAAUAUGAGGAAGCUGAAGAGGCUGGAGGAGAGAAAAAGUGCAAACCAUACCAAACCAAUUGCUCUUUCAGCCUACUGGAUACAUUCAGUAGGAUAGGAAAUAUUUUUGAAAACAUAAAUUCGGAACCCCUGAGUACUAAUAAACUGGAUACUAAAUAAAAACUGUUGCU
This is a messenger RNA of Leptinotarsa decemlineata (Colorado potato beetle), 805 nucleotides long. RefSeq lists its product as uncharacterized. Lineage: Eukaryota; Metazoa; Arthropoda; Insecta; Coleoptera; Chrysomelidae. The record is from RefSeq and is a predicted model, not a curated record.